AUGUUAAACACUUCUCUUUACAUUUCUUUCUUUAUUUAUUUUUCUUUCUUUCUUUCUUUCUUUUUUCUUUCUUUCUUUUUUUUUCCUUCUUUCCUUCUUUCUUUCUUUCUUUCUUUUUUCUUUCUUUCUUUCUUUCUUUCUUUAUUCCCUUCUUUCUUUAUUUUUUUUCUUUCUUUCUUUCAUUCUUUCUUUCUUUUUUCUUUCUUUCUUUUUUCUUUCUUUCCUUCCUUCUUUCUUUCUUUCUUUCUUCAUUCCAUUCGUUCUUUCUUUCUAUCUUUCUUUUUUACUGAAACCAACACAUUUGAUGAUGAUGAUUCUUCUUCUUCUUCUUCUUCUUCUUCUUCUUCUUCUUCUUCUUCUUCUUCUUCUUCUUCUUCUUCUUCUCCACCACCACCACAACAUACACUCAACGCUUUUCUUUCUUUCUUUCUUUCUUUCUUUCUUUCUUUCUUUCUUUUCCUUCGUCUAUUUUCAUUUAUCCUUCUUUUCACUUCUUUCUUUCUUUCUUUCUUUCUUUCUUUCUUUUCCUUCGUCUAUUUUCAUUUAUCCUUCUUUUCACUUCUUUCUUUCUUUCUUUCUUUCUUUCUUUUCCUUCGUCUAUUUUCAUUUAUCCUUCUUUUCACUUCUUUUCUUUCUUUCUUUUCUUUUUUUCUUUUCCUUCUAUCUAUUUUCAUUUAUCCUAGUAUUUUUUACUUCUUUUCUUUUGAGUUCUUUCUUUCUUUUUCCUUCGUCUAUUUUCAUUUAUCCUUCUUUUCACUUCUUUCUUUCAACGAAAUCUUUUUAUUUCUUUUCUUUUUUCCUUCGUCUAUUUUCAUUUAUCCUUCUUUUUUCACUUCUUUCUUUCUUUCUUUCUUUCUUUUCUUUCUUUUCCUUCAAGUCUGUAUUUUCAUUUAUCCUUCUUUUUUUUCUCUUCUUUCUUUCUUUCUUUUGCUUUCUUUCUUUUUCUUUCUUUUCCUUCGUCUAUUUUCAUUUAUCCUUCUUUUUAAUUGGUUUCUUUCUUUCUUUCUUUUGUUUCUUUCUUUCUUUUCCUUCGUCUAUUUUCAUUUAUCCUUCUUUUCACUUCGUUCUUUCUUUCUUUCUUUCUUUCUUUCUUUUCCUUCGUCUAUUUUUAUUUAUCCUCCUUUUCAUUUCUUUCUUUCUUUUUUUCUUUCUUUCUCAGUCUGUUCUAUCUAUCUCGGGGCAGAGUAA
Acanthosepion pharaonis is the source of this 1188-nucleotide messenger RNA. NCBI's taxonomy places the organism in Eukaryota, Metazoa, Mollusca, Cephalopoda, Sepiida, Sepiidae. The record is from the annotation of a GenBank genome assembly.